Trichechus manatus latirostris (Florida manatee) is the source of this 967-nucleotide messenger RNA. It is a transcript of the gene APOA1, whose product is annotated as apolipoprotein A1. Bases 62 to 880 code for a protein of 272 amino acids. Gene Ontology annotation, biological process: lipoprotein metabolic process; regulation of intestinal cholesterol absorption; phosphatidylcholine metabolic process. The transcript is spliced from 4 exons. Gene Ontology annotation, cellular component: extracellular region. The record is from RefSeq and is a predicted model, not a curated record. Gene Ontology annotation, molecular function: high-density lipoprotein particle receptor binding; lipid binding. NCBI's taxonomy places the organism in Eukaryota, Metazoa, Chordata, Mammalia, Sirenia, Trichechidae.
AGCUGGCCACUCAGAGGUUCAGAGACUGUUGGGCGCUCGAGGUCACCGACGUCCCUUCAGGAUGAAGGCUGUGUUGCUGACCUUGGCUGUGCUCUUCCUGCCGGGGAGCCAGGCUCGGUAUUUCUGGCAGCAAGAUGUACCCCAGACACCUUGGAAUCGAGUGAAGGAUCUGGUCACCAUCUACUUGGACGCGAUCAAAGACAGUGGCAGAGAUUAUGUAUCCCAGUUUGAAACCUCUGCCUUGGGAAAACAGCUCAACCUGAAGCUCCUGGAAAACUGGGACACCGUGAGCAGCAGCUUCACCAGGCUGCAGGAGGAGAUAGGCCCCGUAACCCAGCAGUUCUGGGAUAACCUGGAAAAGGACACCGUCCAUCUGAGGGAGCUGAUGAACAAGGACCUGGAGGAGGUGAAGCAGAAGGUGCAGCCCUUCCUGGACGACUUCCAGAAGAAGUGGCAGGAGGAGGUGGCGCUCUACAGCCAGAUGGGGCCGCUGGGCGAGGAGUUACGCGACAGCGCGCGCCAGAAGCUGCAGGAGCUGCAAGAGAAGCUGAGCCCUGUGGCCCAGGAGCUGCGCGACCGCGUCCGCGUCCGAGUGGACGAGCUGCGCACGCAGCUGACCCCCUACAGCGAGGAGCUGCGCCAGCGGCUGGCCCGCCGGCUCGAGACGCUGAAGGAGAGUAACCUGGCCAACUACCACACCAAGGCCAUGGAGCAGCUGAGCGCGCUCGGGGAAAAGACCAAGCCGGUGCUAGAGGACUUCCGCCAGGGCCUCCUGCCCGUGUUGGAGAGCCUCAAGGUUAGUUUCCAGACCGCCAUUGAUGAGGCCACCAAGAAGCUGAAGGCCAGUGAGGGUCCCGCUGCCGCGGCGCCGUCAGCCUGAUCCCGGGGCCCUCUCCUCCAGUCCUCCUUACCACCGUUGUGUUUCUUAAAAUAAACGUUUCUAAAUUGGGAAGCAGCUUCUUUCUUU